Cottoperca gobio is the source of this 1191-nucleotide messenger RNA. RefSeq names its product motilin receptor (gene mlnr). Gene Ontology annotation, biological process: G protein-coupled receptor signaling pathway. The record is from RefSeq and is a predicted model, not a curated record. Bases 100 to 1191 code for a protein of 363 amino acids. NCBI's taxonomy places the organism in Eukaryota, Metazoa, Chordata, Actinopteri, Perciformes, Bovichtidae. Gene Ontology annotation, molecular function: G protein-coupled peptide receptor activity. The transcript has 3 exons. Gene Ontology annotation, cellular component: plasma membrane.
GAAAAAGUUAAAAGAUUUGAGAGAUCCUGUUCAGUUUUAAAGCUGCUUGUUGAGUCUUGAUUUCCCACUUUGCUGGGCCAGCACUAAGUGGAGAUUGGCAUGCCCUGGACCAGACCCCAGGUGGACCUUCAUGCUGGCGGAGCAGAGGCUAUGGACCAGUACAACAUAGACGACCACCACUAUGAGGGGUCCCUGUUCCCCACCUCAACCCUCAUCCCUGUCACUGUCAUCUGCAUCCUCAUCUUUAUCAUCGGAGUGACGGGCAACACCAUGACCAUCCUCAUCAUCCAGCACUUCAAGGACAUGAAGACCACCACCAACCUCUAUCUGUCCAGCAUGGCGGUGUCCGACCUUAUCAUCUUCCUCUGCCUGCCCUUUGACCUCUACCGCCUGUGGAAGUAUGUGCCCUGGCUGUUUGGGGAGGUGGUGUGCCGCUUCUAUCACUACAUCUUUGAGGGCUGCACCUCGGCCACCAUCCUUCACAUCACGGCCCUGAGCAUUGAGCGCUACCUGGCCAUCAGCUUCCCCCUCAGGAGCAAGGUGGUGGUGACUAGACGCAGGGUCCAGUACAUCAUCUUCGCCCUGUGGGUUUUCGCCCUGGGGUCUGCUGCUCCCACACUGUUCCUGGUUGGGGUGGAGUACGACAAUGACACACACCCGGACUACAAUACUGGGCAGUGCAAACACACCAACUACGCCAUCAGCUCCGGGCAGCUGCACAUUAUGCUCUGGGUGUCCACUACCUACUUUUUCUGCCCCAUGCUCUGCCUCAUCUUCCUCUAUGGCUCCAUCGGAUGCAAGUUGUGGAAAAGCAAAAUGGACCUGCAAGGCCCCUGUGCUUUGGCCCGUGAAAGGUCCCACAGGCAAACAGUCAAGAUCCUGGUGGUGGUGGUGCUGGCCUUCAUCAUCUGCUGGCUGCCUUACCACAUCGGCAGGAACCUCUUUGCCCAGGUGGACGACUACGACACGGCCAUGCUGAGCCAGAACUUCAACAUGGCCUCCAUGGUGCUCUGCUACCUCAGCGCCUCCAUCAACCCCGUCGUCUACAACCUCAUGUCCCGGAAGUACAGGGCCGCAGCCAAACGCCUCUUCCUGCUGCACCAGCGGCAAAGACAAGCCCGCCGCGGCCAGAGACAGCUCUGCGUGAUCGACCACAUCUCCACCCUGAAUGAAAGCCUGACUGGGGUCUGA